UUUUGACACCUACAGGAAAGGCUGCACUAACGUCAAGCUAAACAGCACAUGCUGAUAUGAUUAUUGCAUUUAUUUUAUUGCAUGUCUCAGUCAUUCAGUGAGUAUAUCAUUAUGUAAACGUGCUAUUUGGUUUCAUAUCCGCGUGUUCUGCAUUCAUAAAUGGGGGUGUAACGCGAGCUUUUAGUUUAUCUUCAUACGUUAGCAGUUUAGCAGUGCGUUUGUGUCUGUGCACUCCGUGACAAUUUAGCCAGAGGGGCCCAAACUCGGUCCUGGAGGGCCGGUGUCCAGUAGAGUUUAGCCCCAACUUGCCUCAACACACCUGCUGCCACGUGUGUAGUCAUGGAGACAGACGCGUCUCUCCUCGACGUUGAACUUGAGCAUAAACAGCAAGAAGAGCUUUACCAACAACUUCUGCUUCAGACCAUGGGAAAAGUGCAAAGCGAAAGUCCCCUCUCCAAAGUCAUCUGUCCACAACCAGGCAUGUGUGUGAAGACCUCCUCCGUGUCAGACAAAAAGAAGGUCUUUCUGAAUAUCUGUCAGUCCCAGGCGGUGCCGCCCCCUCCUCAUCUGUCCCAGCAAGCCCUCGUGGAUCUCCUGGAGUCAGAAGACCCGACGAGUUACAGAGUGCCCAUGAGUCUCGGCGAGCCGCAUACAGAAGUGGACAACAGCACACAAGGCUGUACUGUGUAUGAUGUCGUGAUCAACGAUGAGUUCUUCCAGAAAUGUCAGAAAGAUAGCCUGUUCCAGCAGUUUCUUAUCGCAGUGUCUUUGGAGGGACUGGAAAACAAAUACAACCUUGAGUUGAGCAGAGAUAUUAAGGUUUUGAAGAACAGGAAAUUCAUGGGCUCUAUAGCAGAACAAAACAUUCGUACCAAGAAUAAGCCAGUUAUCCAGGAAAUUGACUCAAAGCAGUCUGACUCCUUUCCUUCAUCAGCCAAACGUCCAGAGUUCAGUUUAUUAGUGGAGCCCCCAACUGGAAAUGCGGAACAUCUGAUCGCUGAGAUUCUGUUACCUGGAGUGAUAUCUGCUUGCUCUCUUGUUCUGGAUUUGGGAGAGGACAGACUAGUGCUGAAUGCUCGACCUUCUCUUUUCCACUUGGAUAUUUUCUUCCCCCUGCUUAUUGACCAAGAAAACAGUGCUGCCCAGUUCAACACAAAUACACAAGUGCUCACAGUGACCAUGCCAGUAUUGUCUUCAUAAAAACUGUUGCAAGGCUAUUAUUUCAUAAUAAACUUCAUUUAGUAUACAGA
This is a messenger RNA of Carassius carassius (crucian carp), 1250 nucleotides long. It is a transcript of the gene pih1d1, whose product is annotated as PIH1 domain containing 1. Gene Ontology annotation, cellular component: cytoplasm; R2TP complex; ribonucleoprotein complex. Gene Ontology annotation, biological process: box C/D snoRNP assembly; rRNA processing. The record is from RefSeq and is a predicted model, not a curated record. The transcript has 11 exons. NCBI's taxonomy places the organism in Eukaryota, Metazoa, Chordata, Actinopteri, Cypriniformes, Cyprinidae. The coding region runs from base 340 to 1200 and encodes 286 amino acids.